CUUUAUAUUUCGUCAAAACUAUCUCAGGAAGUAAAAAAUAUGUUCAUGGAAAUGCUGCUUAUAGGACUAACAAUAAUGAAGAAGAAUUCAGAGAAUUAACCUACAAAAGGUUUAUUGCAAGCCAGAAAUCCUUAAUUACCGAAUUGGAGAAAAAUUUUAUAGUCUUAAUAGUUGGCCGUUAUAUACUUGAAGAUACAGAAUACCUAACCUUAAUACAAACCAUCCCAAUCUCUAUCUCUGACAAAAUCAAACUUACCUCGGAUAACCUUUCUCACGGCCCACUGUUAUUGUUCUAUUCUGCUCCUGUUGUUUCCAAUUCCUACUUCUUAGACAACGAACAUGGUAUAGAAAGUCUUUUGCUUUCUAGAAAACUUUACAAUGGUGUCAAUAGUCACAAAAAUGUAGAAUCUCAACUUCCAACAUCGAAUAGAAUUAUACUGGCAAUGAACCCUCUACUGAAAGCUCAAACAAAGGAAAAUGCCGUAGCACAAAUCAAAAAUACUAAACCAAUAGUACAAGAUAAUACUAACGAUACUGAUACUUUACCCCAAGAUAAUAUUAAUAAUGAUAAUACUUUGCUCCAAGAUAACUCCAACAGUACCAUUCAACCAACUCUUAUUGAAUAA
Messenger RNA from Racocetra persica, 626 nucleotides. Lineage: Eukaryota; Fungi; Glomeromycota; Glomeromycetes; Diversisporales; Gigasporaceae. The record is from the annotation of a GenBank genome assembly.